ACGUCGGCGCGGGCUGCACCGCCGUGUCUGCCUGCCCGCCAGCAUGGCCACCACCGCCACCUGCACCCGCUUCACCGACGACUACCAGCUCUUCGAGGAGCUCGGCAAGGGUGCUUUCUCUGUGGUCCGCAGGUGUGUGAAGAAAACCUCCACGCAGGAGUAUGCAGCAAAAAUCAUCAAUACCAAGAAGUUGUCUGCUCGGGAUCACCAGAAACUAGAACGUGAAGCUCGAAUAUGCCGACUUUUGAAACAUCCCAACAUUGUGCGCCUCCAUGACAGUAUUUCUGAAGAAGGGUUUCACUACCUCGUGUUUGACCUUGUUACCGGUGGAGAGCUGUUUGAAGACAUCGUGGCCAGAGAGUACUAUAGUGAAGCUGAUGCUAGCCACUGUAUCCAUCAGAUUCUGGAGAGCGUCAACCAUAUCCACCAGCAUGACAUUGUCCACCGCGACCUGAAGCCGGAGAACCUGUUGCUGGCAAGUAAAUGCAAGGGUGCUGCUGUCAAGUUGGCUGAUUUUGGCCUAGCCAUUGAAGUUCAGGGAGAGCAACAGGCUUGGUUUGGUUUUGCUGGCACCCCAGGUUACUUAUCCCCUGAGGUCUUGAGGAAAGAUCCGUAUGGAAAACCGGUGGAUAUCUGGGCCUGCGGGGUCAUCCUAUAUAUCCUCCUCGUGGGAUACCCGCCCUUCUGGGACGAGGAUCAGCACAAGCUGUAUCAGCAGAUCAAGGCUGGAGCCUAUGAUUUUCCAUCACCCGAAUGGGACACAGUGACUCCUGAAGCCAAGAACUUAAUCAACCAGAUGCUGACCAUCAACCCAGCAAAGCGUAUCACGGCUGACCAGGCUCUCAAGCACCCAUGGGUCUGCCAACGAUCCACGGUGGCGUCCAUGAUGCAUCGCCAGGAGACUGUGGAAUGCUUGCGCAAGUUCAAUGCCCGAAGGAAAUUGAAGGGUGCUAUCCUGACGACCAUGCUUGUGUCCAGGAAUUUCUCAGCUGCCAAAAGCCUAUUGAACAAGAAGUCAGAUGGCGGUGUCAAGCCACAGAGCAACAACAAAAACAGUCUCGUAAACCCAGCCCAAGAGCCCGCGCCCUUGCAGACGGCCAUGGAACCACAAACUACUGUGGUACACAACGCUACAGAUGGGAUCAAGGGCUCCACAGAGAGCUGCAAUACCACCACAGAAGAUGAGGACCUUAAAGCUGCCCCGCUCCGCACUGGGGAUGGCAGCUCGGUGCCUGAAGGACGGAGCUCCCGGGACAGAACAGCCCCCUCUACAGGCAUGCAGCCCCAGCCUUCUCUCUGCUCCUCAGCCAUGCGAAAACAGGAGAUCAUUAAGAUCACAGAACAGCUGAUUGAGGCCAUCAACAAUGGGGACUUUGAGGCCUACACGAAGAUUUGUGAUCCUGGCCUCACUUCCUUUGAGCCUGAAGCUCUUGGUAACCUGGUGGAAGGAAUGGAUUUCCAUAAGUUUUACUUUGAGAAUCUCCUCUCCAAGAACAACAAGCCCAUCCACACCACCAUCCUGAACCCGCACGUUCAUGUAAUCGGGGAGGAUGCUGCUUGCAUCGCCUACAUCCGCCUCACCCAGUACAUCGACGGGCAGGGCCGGCCUCGAACCAGCCAGUCGGAGGAGACUCGGGUCUGGCACCGCCGGGAUGGCAAGUGGCUCAAUGUCCACUACCACUGCUCAGGGGCCCCUGCCGCACCGCUGCAGUGAACUCAGCCACAGGAGCAUUAGGAGAUCCCAGCUGGAGGUCGAACCUUCGCAGCCAGUGGCUCUGGAGGGCCUGAGUGACAGCGGCGGUCCUGUUCGUUUGAGGUUUAAAACAAUUAAAUUACAAAGCGGCAGCAGCCAAUGCACGCCCCUGCAUGCAGCCCUCCCGCCCGCCCUUCGUGUCUGUCUCUGCUGUACCGAGGUGUUUUUUACAUUUAAG
Messenger RNA from Chrysochloris asiatica (Cape golden mole), 1931 nucleotides. It is a transcript of the gene CAMK2G, whose product is annotated as calcium/calmodulin-dependent protein kinase II gamma. Gene Ontology annotation, molecular function: ATP binding; calcium/calmodulin-dependent protein kinase activity; calmodulin binding. Lineage: Eukaryota; Metazoa; Chordata; Mammalia; Afrosoricida; Chrysochloridae. The transcript has 21 exons. The record is from RefSeq and is a predicted model, not a curated record. Gene Ontology annotation, biological process: protein phosphorylation. Gene Ontology annotation, cellular component: neuron projection; cytoplasm. The coding region runs from base 44 to 1714 and encodes 556 amino acids.